UGUACAUGUACAUUCAAAGUGCUUUUAAUUUGGCUUGAAACACGUUCAAAGGACACAUUUUCUUAAAUAAUUUGACUGAAACAUCAUUUAAUAUCAUAAUGGGGUGCUCAUCUAGUCUAGUUUUCCCGCCGUCUUACCCCAGGAAAGAAGAAAUAAGAAUUCGCCACACCGCUAUGAAAAACAUCGACAAGUAUUUUUAUCGCUUGUAUGAGCAAAUCAAAGUCCAGCAAAAACCAGAAGAAGUAAUACACAUCAGAGACGGGGUCGAGAAAAUAGCCCAUACUCUACUGGGUUUAGUUUCAGACACUCAUCCAAGGUUUAAAGUGACAGAAGACGGGUUCUUGAAAAUUGGAAGUUUUUAUGAAGGGUCAAAGUUACGUUUUCCUGAUCAGUUUGAUUUUGUGGCUGUUCUCGAUCAGCUGUCGGAGAAGGAAGACAAUAUUAAAGUUGAAGAUUUGAACAGCCCUGAAAAUGGGUUUAAUGUUCGAUUGUAUGUGAAAAACAAUAAGGAUAAUGCAAAAUUUAUAGCAACUUGGAGUAAAUGGAUAAAUGGAGAUUAUAUAGUUGGACAAAAAUCUAACACACAAAAACGUGAAGGUUUGUUGGACAAUUUCUUUAAAUGUUUAAAGGCAGUGUUUCAUUUGCUUCCAUGCGUAGAGACGACGUUUGGGUCUCUGACAACAGAGGGUGGUCCAAUUCUCGAUGGAACUGCAGUGAAAGUGCAACUUCUGCUGACACAGAAAUGGGAAAUAUAUCGAGAGUCGAAAAGAUUUGAAGGAGAAACGCAUCAUUCAGUUUCAUUUUCUUUGACUCCGACUAUAAGAUGGCGCAAAAUUAAAGAUGUUUUGUUCGCCGAUGAUUCAGUGUCUGACGAUAUAUUCAAAGAAGCUGUUUCGCACGACUCAUUCCUUCUUGUACCAAAUGAAUAUGGGAAUUUUAACAAAUGGUUUCCGGAAGCAGAGACAAGAAUUAUGAAGUCGCUCACCCCGAAUCACACAAAAACAUUUUGCAUUUUGAAGUUUAUUUUCAAUGGAUUUGAAAAUAUCCAUGCAAACAGUUCAAAGUUCUUGUCUGCAAAAAAUAUAAAUCGAAAAUUCCAACUGUUUGAUUCAUUUGCCUUAAAGAUGGUAUUUAUGGAAAAUAUUUGCCACUGUCCAUGCCAUCACUAUUCUGACUUUGAAAUUUAUGACUGUGUGAUGCAUAUGCUCAAUGCUAUUCUAGACAGUUUGUAUAUCAGAACCCCAGACGGCACAACCGUUAUAUACCGCCAUGCUAUCAUUAAAAGUGAACAGGAGGUGACGCAAGAUAAUGAUGUCACAGGACUAUAUGAAUUUGCUAUACAAGAUUUAAUAAAACACGAUUUGAAGUUUUGGAUUGGUGAAAAAGAAAAGUACGAUUUGCGAAAGGACAAUUAUGGAAUAACUCCAAUCAUUGAAAAGAUAACGAAAACCAUGAUAUCAUUGAAUGUUAAAUAGACUUUCAACAUUCAUGUGUAUCAAUAGUGUAUUUAACGUAUUUAUUUG
Mya arenaria is the source of this 1523-nucleotide messenger RNA. RefSeq lists its product as uncharacterized. Lineage: Eukaryota; Metazoa; Mollusca; Bivalvia; Myida; Myidae. The transcript has a single exon. The coding region runs from base 99 to 1475 and encodes 458 amino acids. The record is from RefSeq and is a predicted model, not a curated record.